Messenger RNA from Acipenser ruthenus (sterlet), 3908 nucleotides. RefSeq names its product transcription factor 7-like 2. The transcript is spliced from 15 exons. The record is from RefSeq and is a predicted model, not a curated record. Gene Ontology annotation, cellular component: catenin-TCF7L2 complex; beta-catenin-TCF complex. Gene Ontology annotation, molecular function: RNA polymerase II cis-regulatory region sequence-specific DNA binding; DNA-binding transcription factor activity, RNA polymerase II-specific. Gene Ontology annotation, biological process: canonical Wnt signaling pathway; regulation of transcription by RNA polymerase II. The coding region runs from base 332 to 2278 and encodes 648 amino acids. NCBI's taxonomy places the organism in Eukaryota, Metazoa, Chordata, Actinopteri, Acipenseriformes, Acipenseridae.
CUCCCUGUUUGAAUCUCAUUAGUUUCUUGUGUGUUUCUCCCCUGUCAAUAAUCCUGAAUCCAGACUCUCUCUAUUUCCAUCCCCUCUAUCUGUCAAUCAGCGCCGCCAUUGAACUGAAAACCACUCCGACCAACUUCAACUCACUCAAUCCGAGCGGUUCAGCUCUAUCUCAGGCUUCUUUUUCUGCCAAGAAUCACCCUUUUUAUUAGUUUGUACAAACCACCAGCCAUUGGAAAACGCUUAUACAGAAGCUAAAGUUUAGCUCGGGUCCAGGAACAGAGAUCAAGGGUUUAAAAACUUUCUGUUUUUUGCCCCAAAAUUGCUCGGGAAAAUGCCGCAGCUCAACGGCGGUGGAGGGGACGAUCUGGGGGCGAACGAUGAAAUGAUCUCCUUCAAAGACGAAGGGGAGCAGGAGGAAAAAAUUUCGGAGAACUCUUCAGCAGAAAGGGAUUUAGCAGACGUCAAAUCUUCUCUAGUAAACGAAUCAGAAACUAAUCAAAACAGCUCGUCAGAUUCAGAGGCGGAAAGACGGCCUCCGCCUAGAUCAGAAACUUUCAGAGACAAAUCAAGAGAAAGUUUAGAGGAGGCAGCAAAAAGGCAAGAUGGAGGUUUGUUUAAGAGCCCACCAUACCCGGGCUACCCGUUUAUAAUGAUCCCCGAUCUCACAAGCCCUUACCUCCAGAAUGGAUCACUCUCUCCAACUGCGCGAACAUACCUCCAGAUGAAAUGGCCCUUACUUGAUGUUCAAGCAGGAAGCCUACAAAGUAGGCAAGCUCUUAAGGAUGCCAGGUCCCCAUCUCCAGCACACAUCGUUGGCCCCUUCUGCUUGGAAUUCCCAGGACAGGGAGAUCUGAGUCUUCACCAAUUUCAGUUGUCGAACAAAGUGCCCGUUGUGCAGCACCCUCAUCAUGUGCACCCGCUCACGCCUCUGAUAACGUACAGCAAUGAGCACUUCACACCAGGAAACCCCCCUCCGCACUUACAGGCCGAUGUGGACCCGAAAACAGGUGAGCAGCUUGGACAACACAUGGAGACUUUGACUGGAUGCAGCUGGACGCUUCGAGACCUGAACUUCUUAAAGAGUUGCACUGGUAUUCCCAGGCCCCCGCAUCCAGAUAUCUCUCCAUAUUAUCCUUUGUCGCCGGGUACAGUAGGCCAGAUUCCCCAUCCGCUGGGAUGGUUAGUACCACAGCAAGGUCAGCCAGUUUAUCCAAUCACAACAGGAGGGUUCAGGCAUCCAUACCCGACUGCUCUCACAGUCAAUGCAUCUAUGUCUAGUUUUCUCAACUCUAGGUUUCCACCACACAUGGUCCCGCCACACCAUAGUUUACACACAACAGGGAUUCCUCAUCCAGCUAUAGUCACGCACUCUGUCAAACAAGAGUCUUCCCAGAGCGACAUUGGUUCUCUCAACAGCUCAAAACAUCAGGACCAAAAAAAGGAGGACGAGAAGAAGAAACAGCCUCACAUCAAGAAACCUUUGAAUGCAUUUAUGUUGUAUAUGAAGGAAAUGAGAGCGAAAGUAGUGGCGGAAUGCACACUGAAAGAAAGCGCGGCUAUCAAUCAAAUUCUUGGACGGAGGUGGCAUGCGCUGACCAGAGAAGAACAGGCUAAAUACUAUGAGUUGGCAAGAAAGGAACGACAGCUCCACAUGCAGCUGUACCCCGGCUGGUCAGCAAGAGACAACUAUGGGGGAAACCAGGGGAAAAAAAAGAAGAGAAAAAGGGAUAAGCAGCAAGGAGAGGCCAAUGAACACAGAGAAUAUUUUCCAAAUCCUUGCCUUUCACUUCCUCCGAUUACAGAUGCAAAUACCCCAAAGAAGUGUCGUGCAUUGUUCGGGCUUGACCAACAGAGUUUAUGGUGCAAACCAUGCAGGAGAAAAAAAAAGUGCAUUCGCUACAUACAAGGUGAAGGCAGCUGUGCCAGCCCGCCCUCUUCAGAUGGAAGCUUAUUAGAUUCUCCUCCCUCUUCACCUUCCCUGCUAGCCUCCCCCUCACAAGACUCUAAACCACAGACUGAACAAAUGCACCCUCUCUCACUGACUAUGAAACCUGAUUCCUUGGCACACCUUUCAAUGCCACCAUCUUUAGCUCGGUUGGAAAACUCUGCCAGCAAGACCGGCACCCAGAACGGGGCAUUGGAGCACCAAGCCGUCAAUUCACAACAUCCUGCAUCCUCGCCACUGGCAAGGCCAUCCACAUCCUUGUUGCGUUCCCAUAACCUGCUCACUGGCUCACAAGCCCAGCCUCUGUCGCUCGUAACCAAGUCUAUAGAUUAGCAUUUUAGCUUUAGUCCUUGGUGUCCUCUUUUUUUAAAUUUAAAUUUUUAACCUUUUUCUGUUUGUGCCAUACGGCUAUAAAUUUGAAUGUUUUAUCAAGUUCAUUGGUCAAUAUUUGACCCAUCAUUAUUUCAAGUUUUUAAAAUAAAUAAAUAAAUAAAACUGUAGAAUAUAAGCUUUGUAAUUUCUGCCAACAUUUUUAUGUGUUUAAAAAAAUAAAUAAAUAAAUUCCAUAACUGUUAUGUAGUUCCAAUAGGUAAAAUACAUUUGAAAGACUGAAAUAAACAUUUUAAAGAAAUUAAAUAGAUAUAAAAAAAAAUAAAGUAGCUCUUUCUGAAGGAGUUGGUUCUUCUUUAUUAUUUGUAUUAAAUAUGAGCUUGCGAACCAAUCAUUUUACAUCUGUUCGAAGGCAUGACGAAUGCAGUGCCAUUUCUUUCAUUGUGCAGAACAACUUUUAUUGUGAUGUUACUUGUUAUUGUUUAAAUGUACAGAAAUAUUUGGGAGUGUUAAUAUGCAUUGUUCCAUGGCGUUGUUGUUUGGGGGUAUGGGUUGGGAGGGGGGUGGGUGGGAUUAGGCAGUCACAGCGCUAUAGGACCAGUAGUAUUUAUUGCUUUAGAGAUUGCUUGUUGUAUCAUGUAUGUUGUCCCUUUUUAAGUAUUGUUUUCUUAUCUUAAUACAUUGUACAAAUAUUUCUUUCUUAGCAUAAGCAGCUUAUAUAUAUAUAUAUAUAUAUAUAUAUAUAUAUAUAUUAAAUGAGUAAUUUGUAAAGGAUUUUUAAAAUGUUUUAUUUUAUUUGUUUUCCUGAAUGAAACAUGGUUGCCACCAAAUGGGCAGUAUAGAUACUUUUAAGGAAGAGAUGUGCACAACAUUACUUUUAAAAGCUAAAAUAUAAUAAGCCAUUAUACAAAAUAAACUUGAAUGCAUUGGGGAAGGUGUCUUCAAGAGUGAAAUAUGUCUAAAACCCUUCUUUCUUUUUUAAAACUACUGUCUUCUCUUUACAAGGCUGUAGACUUGUGUACAGAUUUCCGUGCCAAACUUGUGAUAAUGUUCUUCUCCCCACUUUAAUGUUGUCGUUUUCUUUUUACCAUAUUUUUUUGCUGUGACGUUACAUAGAUUGCUAUGUAUGUAGUAUAAAUGUUGCUAUAACAGAUGUGUUUGGUAGCAGAUUGUCAAAUAAUAAAUAAAACUAAACAAAAGAAAGAGGUGUAAACCCAAAAAGGGCCAAAUUAUGUAUAUUAGGAGAUUCAUAUAAAAGAAAAAACACAAACUGCCACUUUUAAGUACACUACUGCAUAUAGGUAGAUAGGCAUGUUGAUGUUGCAAACUGCUGUAAAAAGCUACAAGAAAAUCGUCCAUUCGGUGCCAUUGUAGUUGACAUGAAACAGCUGUAACCUGUCUCGGUUUUCUCUGGUUUACUAAGAUGCUAAUGAGAUUUUUGUGAAUAGUUUGAAUGUUUCCUAACGGCUGUGAUGUUCCUGUUCUAUUUUAUGCUCUUAUUAUUUUUUUUUUGUUUUCUUUUUUUAAUGGUUUGAAAACCAUUUUUUGUAAUGAAUAAAUGUUCAUGCUGUACAGUAUCUGUAGCAUGCAGUUCUGGAUUAAUAAAAGCAGCUUAGUAAGUGCAGAUAAAGCA